Messenger RNA from Leucoraja erinaceus (little skate), 14604 nucleotides. RefSeq names its product neurobeachin-like protein 2. Lineage: Eukaryota; Metazoa; Chordata; Chondrichthyes; Rajiformes; Rajidae. The transcript has 45 exons. The record is from RefSeq and is a predicted model, not a curated record. Gene Ontology annotation, biological process: intracellular protein localization. Gene Ontology annotation, cellular component: membrane; cytosol. Gene Ontology annotation, molecular function: protein kinase binding. The annotation marks the transcript as partial.
CUGCACCUAUUGUCUCUGUUUCUCUGUGGGUGUGACUGUGUGAUACUUUGUCGUGUUUCCCUACUGCCCGACUCCUGGUGGCAUGGGCAUGAGUGUAAUUAUUUCACACUGUCACAGGUAUUCGAGAAGGAGACUGGCUCCAUCACCGUACACGCCAUCAGAGUCCUGACGGCCAUCAUGAAGAACUCCCCCUCCGCCAAGGAGGUAUUUAAGGAACGCAUUGGGUAUCCCCACCUGUACGAGGUACUAAAGAGCCAGGGAGAGCCCACCACGCGUCUCCUCCAGGAGCUGAUGAACAUGGCUGUAGAGGAUGAGAGUACAUGCGAGCACACGGUGAUCAGCAAUGAGCAGCCGCUGCUGAUGUUGACCCAGUGGCUGCCGGAGCUGACGUCCCGUGAGCGGCAGAUCCUGGUGUCGGAGUGGCUGAAGAAGGUGUGCGGCGCCUCGCUGCGGGCGCGGAUGACGGGCGUGAAGGCGGGCAUGCUGCCGGCCGCGCUGGCCUCCCUCGGCCACCACCCGCAGCUGGACCGCAAGUGCGGGGACAAUCUGGUGGACCUGCUCCAGUCGCUCGGCAGCCUCUCCAUCCAGCCGGCCGAGCUCCGGCAGCUGAUCAAACUCCUGCGGGUGGAGGAGGAGGAGGAGGAGGGGGGCGGGGCGCACCCCUACACCGCCCGCGUGGUCCGGGCGCUGUCCGCCAUGGCCGACAGCGACGGCUCCGACAGCGCGCUCCAGUACUUCGAUCUGACGCCCAGCAUGGCCGGGAUAAUGGUUCCCACCAUCCACAAGUGGCCGGGGAACAGCUUCGCCUUCCACACCUGGCUCUGCCUCAACCAGGAGCAAGACGACCUCUACCUGUUGAAACACAGACCCAAGAGGAAGCAACUCUACAGUUUCUUCACAGCCAGUGGCACAGGCUUCGAGGCGUUCUUCACUGCCGACGGGAUGUUGGUGGUCGCCGUUUGCACCAAGAGAGAAUACAUGACCGUGGCUGUCCCCGACUUCACCUUCAGCGAUUCAACCUGGCACUGUGUGGACAUUGUCCACAUCGCCGGCCGACGACCAUUUGGACAGAACGUGGUCAACAUCUACGCCGACGGUUACCUGAGGAAGACCGCCCAGUUACGGUUCCCGUCCCUCAACGAGUCGUUCAUCUAUUGCUGCAUUGGCUCGGCCGGGCACAGGACGACCACCACCGUGGUGACAUCGCCCAGCCCGACGGCGGAGGUACCCUUCGCCCAGCACCCGUCCUUCGGCCGUUCGCUCUCCUUCCCCGCCUCCCACUACCGGGACCCCGUCCUCAUGCCCGCCAUCGUCAACACCAUCUCCGCAGGGUCCCAGGACACGGACUGGGGCUCGCCCACCUCCCUGCAGGGACAGCUGGGCUCCGUCUUUGUCUUCCACGAUGCCCUACAACCCAUCCACGUCAAGGCGCUCUUCAUUGGAGGUCCAAACAACCUGUUGCCCUUUAAGCCGGACAGUGAACUCUCCGAUCUGAGCAGCAAAUUACUCCUAUACUACUCCCCCAAGGCCUGCAGAAAUCACAUUUGCUUGGACCUAUCUUCGAAUCAUUCGUAUGAUGGGAGACUGACUGGGCACAACACCAUCAACUGGGAUAUUAAGGAUGUGAUCAGCUGUGUUGGAGGAAUGGGGGCUUUCCUCCCCCUCCUGGAGCAACUGGCAUCCAACAGCGAGGAGCCGCAGGAGAACCAGGAGACGACGGACCUGGUGGGACCUGAGCUGACAUCUUCUCAGAACAUCCAGAGCAUGGUGCUGCCUUUGGGACGGUCCUCGGAGAGUAAAUUGGAGAGAAAUAGCGUGUCUGCUUUCCUGCUCCUGAUCAAGAACUUCAUCCAACAUCAUCCCAUGAACCAGGAGAGUCUGAUCCAGUGCAACGGGCCAGCCAUCAUGGGCGCUCUACUCCAGAAGGUUCCGCGGCAGAAGUUGGACAUGAACGUGCUGAUGGCCUGUCAGUUCCUGCUGGAGCAGGCCGCCAACGAGGGCAACAAUCUUCUGCUCCACUACCUCCACCAGUACCUGCUCUUCGAUUUCCGCAUCUGGAGCCACAGCGACUUUGCCGUGCGAUUAGGACACAUACAGUACUUGUCCACCAUCACUAAAGACCACAAACAGCGUACCCGAAAGAAAUACGGAGUGCAGUACCUCCUGGACUCGAUCCGGACACAUUAUGGGGCACAGAAGGAUCGUCAGGUCACGGCUGAGGUUAAAACGGUGCAGCUCUCCAUCUUCAACCUGCUGAAGGAUUUCAUCUCCAAGACGGUUUCAGCCGAGGAGCUGCACAGCAUUGUUUCCUACAUGGCAGCAGUCAACGAUGAGGACCAGCUCUGUGGUAUUCUGGACGUGCUGCUCAGCCUGUUGAAGGGAGGUCAGUCUCGGGACCAGCUCUACGCCUUGCUCUUUGACCCUGGCUACGUGGAGGUCUUCUACUCCCUGAUCCUGCAGAAGAAGUACUCGGACGAAGUCCGGGAGAAAGUCUUCAGGCUGAUGUACAAGAUGCUGAAGUACGAGAAAAUUAACGAGAGAAGCAAACUGCGGCUGAAACUGAAGGAUAUCGGCUACCUGGGUCUGACCUCGUUCCUGAACGAUUUCCCCGCCUCAGUCUCCCUCAUUCGAUGCCUCUCCGAGCAAGUGCUGUGUUCCGACCCUGUCCCAAACUACAAAGACUUGGUUGCCGUGGUCUACCUGUCCCACAGAGCGGAGCUGACCGUACGUCUGGAUGUGUGUCGGAAGCUUUUCCAUCUGAUUUACUCCCAGCACGAUAUUGUCCGCCAAUUGGCCAAGCAGGCUGGGUGGCAGGACAACCUGACCAAACUGUACGUCAAGGAGUCGUACGAGUCUCGGGAGGCCAGCCUAUCCAGCUCGCUGACCAGUUACUCCAUACAACUGCUGAAGAACUCGUACCAGAACCAAGAUGCGCUGCAGGAGCCUGGCCAGGAGGCGCUGAAACGCAUGAGCAGCCAGCCGGACUACCAGGACUGUGACGUCUUCCUUCCCUUCAGCAUGGAUCUCAGCGACGACAUCUCGGAGGGACAAUCCGACGUCUCCAUGUCUCCCGGUUUCCAACCGGGCAAGAUGAAGGGCUUUGACUCCUUGAACUUCAAGUCGUUCGAUCCGUUGGAGCACGCCAACCCCAUAGACAUCCCCGGCGCGGGGGAGGCCCUCCCCGCCGACCUCGUGGAGGAGGGAUUCUACCAGCCCCUGUCUCCCUUCACCGUUCCCACCUUCGACCUGGGGCCGGAGCUGGGCAGCGCCAGCUCGUUCACCACCGUGGAGAGCGGCAACCUCACCCCCGUCAGCAAGUCGGAGACGCCCUCCCCCCUCGAGAGUUUCAAACCCUUCCCUGGAGCCCGCACCUGGAAAAGCUCCAGCCUCUCCAACGUCCUGGACGACACCAGCUACCAGGACAACCUGCCCAGCGACGAUGCCUCCAACACCAGCAACCCACAGCAAACGCCCGAGGAGGAACUCUGCAACCUGCUGACCAACAUCAUCUUCUCCGUCACCUGGCGCGGGGUGGAGGGGUGCGAGGACGUGGCGUGGAAGGAACGAGGGCAGGUCUUCUCCGUCCUGACCAAGCUCGGCGCGGCCUGUGAGCUGGUGUGUCCCCCGGAUGAAAUCAAGAGAAGCCUGCUGGAGAUGAUGUUGGAGUCCGCGUUCACCGACAUUAAAGACGCCACCAGUAACAUGUUGACCAGCCACGUCCACAACGCUCUGAAGCUGCUCCGACUUCUUCAAGACUUCCUCUUCUCAGAAGGAGAGAGCAAUCCAGCGCUGUGGAGUGAAAAGAUCUUGGAAGGGAGCAUCAACCUACUGGACAAACUGUCCGUUUGGUUCCAUUCAGACAACAGCACGCCAGACCUGAAGGAAAUGGCCCAGAUCGGCCUCAGGUUGAUCCUGGGCUACAUGGUACAAGACGAUAUGCAGGUGUGCGCCAUGGCGUGCGUGAAGCUGCACAGCCUGCUACAGACCAUGCCCAUCCACAAGGAGGAGGCGUGCUACCUGCUGGGCAGGCUGGACCUGCCUCUGCGGCAAUCCAUCCAGCAGAGGUCGGACAUCUUCUCCUAUCUCAUGCCCAUCGUACGCACAUUGAUGGACCAGUGCUACCAGCUGCUGGAGCUCCAGUACCAGCUGCCCUCCUUGCCGCCCACCAACGGCAGCCCAACCUUCUACGAGGACUUCCAGCGCUUCUGCGUCACGGACGAAUGGAGGUCCUUCAUGGAGAAGCACGUUUUAAAAGCCAUGGAUCAAUAUGAGUCGGACACGUUUGACGCAAGCCAUAAACUGAUGUCCGACUUCUGGAACUCCUGCUACGACUCUCUGAUGAGUAGCGCUCUACGGAGGGAGCAUGAGCGGGGAGAGAGUCGCUCCAAGUUCCAGGAGCUGAUGCUGCAGCCGUUCCUGAAGCGGGCUCGCAGCGAGAAUGCGCGGUACGCCAAUGUGCUGAAGCAGAUCAACAGCCACCACCGUGCCGUGCUGCGCCAGUGGAGCUCCCUCCGACGCCUCCUCACCUGCCCACGGGGUGCCUGGGCCCACCGCAACCCCUCUGAAAUCAAAUGGAAACUGGCCAGUGUGGAGACUUACUCGAGAAUGAGACUCAAGUUGGUUCCAAACUACAACUUUGACAAGCAUUUGGAUGCCAGUGCCUUAAGAGAUAAUUUAGGCAGCGAGCAGAGCCGGGUCCCCGCGGACUCGCCCCCUCUCUCCGUGGCCAAGGAGGCGAGAGUGAGUGAGCAGGCGGACGACCAGCUGGGUGAUGAAGACCUGAUGUUCCUCGACAACCAGGUGGAGCCGGAGGAGCCCAGUCUGAAGGAGAAGCUGGUGAUAUCGGAGGAGUGUGAGCUGAUCACGGUGGUGGCGGUGAUCCCGGGGCGACUCGAGGUCACCACCCAGCACAUCUACUUCUACGACGGCAGCUCGGAGAAAGAAGAGACAGAGGAGGGUAUUGGGUACGAUUUCAAACGUCCACUCUGUCAUCUGAGAGAGGUCCAUCUCCGGCGUUAUAACCUGCGGAGAUCGGCACUGGAGUUCUUCUUCAUUGAUCAGUCUAACUACUUUGUCAACUUCAAGAAGAAGGUCCGAAACAAAGUGUACUCGCUAAUCCUGGCCGCCCGGCCACCCAACCUCUUCUACUUCGACAGCCGCUCACCCCAGGAACUGCUGAAAGCAUCUGGAUUAACUCAAAAAUGGGUUCAGAGAAAGAUCUCCAACUUUGAGUACUUGAUGCAACUGAACACCAUUGCGGGGAGAACGUACAACGACCUGUCUCAGUACCCAGUGUUUCCAUGGAUCAUCUGCGAUUACACAUCUGAGGAGUUAGAUGUGAAUAACCCAAGCGUCUUCCGAGAUCUCACUCGCCCCAUUGGCGUGGUGAACGACAAGCAUGCAAAGGAUGUGAAGGAGAAAUUUGAAAGCUUUGAGGACCCGACAGGCAACAUUGAUAAGUUCCACUACGGCACCCACUAUUCCAAUGCGGCUGGAGUGAUGCACUACAUGAUACGCACCGAGCCUUUCACCACCUUACACAUCCAGCUACAGAGCAGCAGGUUUGACUGUGCCGACCGCCAGUUCCACUCCAUCCCCGCUGCCUGGCAGGUCCGGGUGGACAACCCCGUCGAUGUGAAGGAACUAACUCCAGAGUUCUUCUACUUCCCGGAGUUUCUGGAGAACCAGAAUGGGUUCGAUCUCGGCUGCCUCCAGAUGACCAACGAGAACGUGGCUGACAUCGUCCUCCCCAAGUGGGCGUCGUCUCCUGAAGACUUCAUUUACAAGCACAGGAAAGCACUGGAGUCUGAACAUGUCUCAGCAAACCUCCAUGAUUGGAUUGACCUGAUCUUUGGCUACAAGCAGAGGGGGCCUGCAGCAGUUGAAGCUCUCAAUGUCUUUUAUUACUGCACAUAUGAAGGGGCCGUGGAUCUGGACGCAAUCGCCGAUGAAACGGAACGGAAGGCCUUAGAAGGGAUCAUCAGUAACUUCGGGCAAACUCCAUGCCAACUCCUCAAGGAGCCUCACCCACCACGUCUUACCGCUGAGAAUUCUGUCAGGCGAGCCGCAAAGUUCGACAGCUACACCGUCAAUGUGUUUGAACAGCUGGGCCAACUUAAGUCAUUCUUUGUUGAGGGUAUCAGCGAUGCUAUUCCAUUGGUACAGGCUGUGGUGCCAAAAAACCAAGCCCAUACCUUCAUCACACAGGGAUCCCCAGAUGUACUGGUAACAGUGAGUAUGAACGGUCUGAUAGGAACUCAUGGCUGGCUGCCUUACGACAAAAACAUUUCAAAUUACUUCACCUUUACCAAGGACCCCGUCAUCUCCAAUGUAAAAACUCAGCGAUUCCUGUCGGGGCCUCUCGCUCCUGGUAUCGAUUUAUCGCCAAAGAUCCUGGCCGUUUCCCACGACGGAAAGCUGCUAUUCAGCGGCGGUCACUGGGACAACAGUCUCCGGGUAACAUCCUUGAGUAAAGGCAAAGUGACGGGACACAUCACCAGGCACAUCGAUAUAGUGACAUGCCUCGCACUGGACCUCUGUGGUAUUUACCUGAUUUCUGGAUCAAGAGACACCACCUGCAUGGUGUGGCAGGUCAUACAGCAGGGUGGCUUUGCGAGCGGCUUGGCCCAGAAGCCCGUACAAGUGCUCUACGGACAUGAUGAUGUGGUGAACUGCGUGGCCAUCAGCACGGAGCUGGACAUGGCAGUAUCAGGCUCCAAGGAUGGAACGGUGAAUGUGCACACCAUCCGGCGUGGGCAGUUCACCCGGACCCUGAGACCCCCCUGUGAGACCACCCUCCCCGUCACCAUCAACACCCUGGUCGUUGGAUGUGAAGGCCAGAUUGUCAUCCACAGCACCAUCGAGAGCAGGCCCGCACCAAAGGAUAAAAUCUUCCUGCAUCUUUAUUCUGUGAACGGCAAGCACCUUGCAUCCGUGACGAUGGACGAGCAGGUGUCCACCAUGAGUAUCGUCGAGGAGUUUGUGGUUCUGGGCACCGACCAGUGCUCUCUACAUGUACGGGAUCUUCAAAGUUUGAAGAGUGCAAUGCAACCAAUGGUCAUGAAGGUGCCCAUCCACUGUGUCUCUGUGACCAAAGACAACAGCCAUAUUCUCGUUGGUUUGACCGAUGGGAAACUGAUCGUGGUGGCUUCAGGAAGACCCUCUGAGAUGCGUUCGGGUCAGUUCACCAGGAGGCUGUGGGGCUCCACCAAGCGCAUUUCCCAAGUGUCAUCCGGGGAAACGGAAUACAACAAGACGGACAUGGGCGCAAAGUAAAACUCCACGUCAGUCGUGAGCUGAACUCCACCACGAAUCUACUUCCUGUUACAUUCAGCAAAACAAAACAAAAACUUUUUUCUAUUUAUUUAAAGAGGAAAUAAUUCAGCGGAGCUGGAAGGCGGGAAGAAGAGACAGGCCCUGUGCCUUGUUCAUUAACAUGGCGAGCUGUGUUCACCAACCAAAGCACCUGUAUGAAUCGGAAAGAUUUAAAAGACUCUAUGUUUACAAGAAAAGUGAGAAAGGGUCAGAUGCCUUAACGUCAAGGAUUUUUAAACCUUUUUCACAUGGAAUUGUCCAUCUUUGGCAACUUCCAUCUGCACAGUGCAGCCUACUGUAAUUUCUAGUAUGAUGUGGCUACGAGAGAGAAUGGAGAAGUUAAUAACUCCAUUCUUUUUUUUUUGAGAGGCGGGAGAUUUAUUUUAUAUCAUUGAUCUGUAUCUCUGUCUAUUUUUUAUCACAUUGGGAAUGUUAUAAACACAAUCGAGUCGCAUCAUUCCAGUCUAAAUGUGCUGGAGAUUCUGAAUCCAUUCUGUGACAGGAUGGAGUUUGUCACAUAAGGAUUGUUCUUGCAUUGUCCAUGUCCCCGCUGUGAAUUUGCCCACUGUGAAUGUCUCUUGUUGGGGACUGAAUGGAACUCACCGUCACUGAUCUCCAGAGCUGAUCUACGCUCCCUUCCCGCUUGAUAGAAGUGAGUUUUGGAUUGGGAAAAGAUAUUACCAGGGAGGACAACAUUGGUGUUGUGACAAUAUUGUUCUUGUGUUUGUUUGAAACCUACCCCCUUUUUUUAUCCAUUGCAACUUCACCAAAGAACGCGCGUUUACCAUCUGUCAAUUUCUUCCCUUUUAGUUCCUUUGGAAGCUACAAGCAAGGUAUUGGUAUAUUGACCGACGACCAUCCCUCCCUUGUGGCAAGGAUGAAUUGUCUGCAUUAUCCCCUCUAGAUGGGUUUUUCACCAGUAUCAAAAUGUAGAAUUAUCUGUAAAAUGGACACAAAAUGCUGGAGCAACUCAAUGGGUCAGGCAGCAUCUCUAGACAAAAAGAAUAGCUCGUCUUUUUUUUUACUCUGAGUCUGAAGAUGUGUUCCGACCCGAAACGUCACCUAUUCAUUUUCUCCAGAGCUAGAUAAUAGGCAAUAGGUGUAGGAGCAGGCCAUUCGGCCCUUCGCGCCAGCACGGCCAUUCAAUGUGAUCAUGGCUGAUCAUCCACAAUCAGUACCCUGUUCCUGCCUUCUCCCCAUAUCCCCUGACUGUGCUAUCUUUAAGAGCCUUAUCUAGCUCUCUCUUGAAAGUAUCCAGAGAACGGGCCUCCACUCUGAGGCAGAGAAUUCCACAGACUCACAACUCUCUGGGUGAAAAAGUGCUUCCUCGUCUCCGUUCUAAAUGGCUUAGCCCUUAUUCUUAAACUGCUGCCAGACCCACUGAGUUACUCCACCAUUUUGUGUGUACCUUCGGUGUAAACCAGCAUCUGCAGUUCCUUCCUACACAUAUCCAUAGUAGGUAAUUAUUACGACAGCACUGCCUUUCCCAGUUUUAGAUCAGAGAUGGCAGUUCGUCCCUUCCAUCGGGUUUCCAGUUCCUCACCAUUCAAUUCUGCCACGCAUUUUUCUAAAUAGUCCUUUAGACUUCAGCGAUACAGCACGGACACAAGCCCUUCGGCCCACCGAGUCCGCGCUGACCAACGAUCACCCUGUACAUUAGCACUAUCCUACACACACUAGGGACAACUUACAAUUUUUAUCAAAGUCAAUUAACUUACAAACCUGUCUAUCUUUGAAGUAUGGGGAGGAAACCGGAGCACCCGAAGAAAACCCACGCGGUCACGGGGAGAACGUGCAAACUCCGUAUGGACAGCACCUGUACUCAGGAUGGAACCCGAGUCUCUGGCGCUGUGAGGCAGCAACUCUACCACUGCGCCACCGUGCUACCAUUCCCUUCUUUUCCUUCCCUGAUCUUUAAUCUAAAACCACACAAUUUUCUCUCAACCUUCCUAAAAUGGUCACCUUAUAUCUAAGGACACUGGCCCCUAUUCUCAUGCGAUGCGUUUCAUCAAAGGCUGGAGAUCUCUGGAAGUUCCAAUUCUCUGUCCAUGUUGGAAUCCACUUUCUUUCAGAACUAAACCAUUCCAUCACGAUUUCAUGAUUUACUUUUAUUUUCUUCUCAUUCUUGCUGUCAACAAUGCUGCUGUCGAUAUUUCACUGCUCCGUUAAGGACCUUUGGGAGGGAUAUGCAACAUUUAAAAUAUAAAUGGUCAACAUGGCGGCACAGCGGUAGAGUCGCUGCCUCACAGCGCCAGGUUCGAUCCUGAUUACGGGUGGCCAUAAGGUCGUAAGGAAUAGGAGUAGAAUUAGGCCAUUCAACCCAUCAAGUCUACUCCGCCAUUCAACCAUGGCUGAUCUAUCUCUCCCUCCCAACCCCAUUCUCCUGCCACUCCCAAUAACCUCUGACACCCGUACUAAUCAAGAAUCUAGCUAUCUAUGCUUUAAAAAUAUCCAUUGACUUUGCCUCCACAGUCUUCUGUGGCAAUGAAUUCCACAGACUCACCACCCAGAUUUAUUCCAAACUAUGAAACCUGACUGUCAUCGCUUGCCAAACAAGCCCAGAAUUUGGAUUGUUUACCAUAGUUUCAAUACCGCGUACUCGAUUAUCUGUGCCUCUGCUCUGGCCCCGCUCAAAGGCAACAUUAUUCAUAAGGUCAUUAGUGAUUAGAGCAGAUUUAGGCCGUUCGGCCCGUCAAGUCUACUCCCUCAUUUAAAUCAUGGCUGAUCUAUCUCUCCUAACCCCAUUCUCCUGCCUUCUCCCCAUAACCCCUGACACCCGUACUAAUCAAGAAUCUAACUAUCUAUGCUUUAAAAAUAUCCACUGAUUUGGCCUCCACAGCCUUUCUGUGGCAAUGAAUUCCACAGAUUCACCACCCUCUGACUAAAGAGUGCUGGGCGGGAGAAGGGUGCUGGCUGUACGGAGUUUGUACGUUCACCCCAUGACCUGUGUGGGCUUUCUCUGGGUGCUCCAGUUUGCCCCCACACUCCAAAGACGUGCAGGUUUGUAGGGUAAUUGACCAGUAACAUUGUGAAUUGUCCCUAUUGUGUGUGUGUGUGUAGGAUAGUACUAGUGUAUAGGGGGGGGGGGGUCGCUGGUCCAUAGAAUGGCCUGUUUUUGCGCUGUAAUCUCUAAAUAAAAAUAUUAAGUAGAUUUUAGGAACUGAAUGGACCAAAAAAUGUGAACAUAGCUUCCUGACUCUUAUAGGAUCCAGACUGAAUGGUUACAGGGAAAUAUAUAAUUUGUACAGAUUAAUUUGAAUCAGGACUAAGUGCAAUUACAUUGGACAUCCGUAAGUUACCCCAACUAUCUUGAUCAGUUAGGGAGGUGAGGGGAGAUUUUGCAAUAUUCCCCUUUCCGAAUAUACUUGAGGAUGGGAUUGGACUAAUCAGGGAAGCCUUGAGCUUAAACGAAGUUCUAAUGCCCACUAAUGCAGCUCAGAUAAAACGGAUGGACAUUGGGCUGAGAUUGGAGUCACAAGCCACUGUAUCCGCAUCUACAACAGAGAAAUGAAAGAGUGAAAGUUGCAAGAUAAUGAGUGCCUUAAUGUACAGUAAACCCUCGUUACUACAGACCUCUUAAUAACGGAUUUUGGUUAUAGCGGACCGCCUGUUUAAGAACACAGGCUACUAGUUACACUGUGGAGGCUAUUGACAUUGGCAAGGCAUAGAAAUUGACAAGGCAUGGAAAUUGCCAAGGCAUUGAUAUUGUCAAGGCCUUGAUAUUGCCACGGCAUUUAAAUAACAAGGGCAUUGCUAUUGCCAAGGCGUUGAAAUUGCCAAUUGCGUUGAAAUUGCCAAGGCAUUGAAAUUGCCAAGGCCUUGAAAUUGCCAAGGCAUUGAUACUGUCAAGGCAUUGAUACUGUCAAGGCAUUGAAAUUGCCAAGGCGUUGAAAUUGCCAAGGCGUUGACAUUGCCAAGGCCUUGAAAUUGCCAAGCAAUCGCCUCAAUCGGCACUUUAUAAAACAUGGUAACUAACAGCCUUUGGUGUUUUUAGCUUGCAGUAACAAAAAUACAUUUUUUAGCUGUUUAAAAAUACCUUUGUGUUUGAAAACAACUCGUAGUUUCGCGGAGAGACCGCUAGGUGGCUGGAGCAAAUCCCUUACUCAGUUUUAGUGGACAACGGCAACAAUGGACACCAAUCCCCCCCCCCCCCAUGGUCUGUUAUAACAAGGGGUUACUAUAUUUUAGUCCUCCACUUUACAUUGAUUGUAAAUGCUUCUGAGAUUGAGCCGAGGAAUUGUACAUAAGCCAUAAAUCCAAAUGAGGCCCUCUUCAUUUCCCAGGGGGACUAGCUAAUAUUGUCAUGUCUCCACCAUUUGUUACCUCUCUCUGGCACAGUCUCUGCAGCUGCACCCCCACACCAACACCAUCAAAUCAUUUCUGUUUCUACUUUACUGUGAUAGAUCUGUGUGGCCUGCUAACCUGUUAGUUCCAAGGAGUAUUUUGAGUACAUUUCAACUUUUAAAGUUCGAGGGACAAUAAUUUUUUUUUUUUUUUCAAUUUCAAUCAGGUUGGUGGGAAAUGAGGUAAGGUCCACGUACAAUGUUAGGUUUCAUAGCUUCAUUUAGCAGCAAUCCUUCUACCCCACUCUUCACCAAUCCUCCGAUCUUCCACAGGCAGAAGGCCAGUAGUAUCAUGGCUUAGGGAAUAUCAUCACCUCUGACUUUAACUCCCAGUUCAUUAUCAUCCUGGUUUGUACAUAGACAACUGUUUCAUUGAGUUGAGUUUAGUUUAGAGAUAGAUUAGAGAGUCCACACUGAGUCAACACUGAUCAGCGAUCACCCGUUCACACUAGUUCUAUGUUAUCCUGCUUACUCAUCCACUCUCUGCAUACUAGGAGCAGGUUACAAUUUACAGAAGCCAACUAACCUGCAAACCUGCACGUCUUUAGGAUGUGGGAGGAAACUGGACCUUCCAGAGGGAAAAUCCAUGCGGUCAUGUGCAAACUCCGUGUAGACAGCACCCGCAGUCGGGAUCGAACCUGGGGUUCUGGUGUUGUAAGGCAGCAACUAAACCGCUGCGCCACUGUGGUCAAAAUCCUGGACAUCUCCAUCUAGUAGCAUUCUAGUCUGUAGCUCAACCAUCUGCCCCAGCAGUGUUCAUGAAGGCCUGCCGCCAAUAUCUCUUCAGCAGAACUGAGGUGACUAGUGGUGGGCCUCAGAACUCACCAUCCUCGAUCACCUGUACAUCACUCCAGACCAGCCACGGGUCAUCAAUCCCCUGGUAUCCAAGGGAAUACCUGACCUUCGGAAUCACUUCCUUGUCGAUUGGAGCUCUACCACCAAAAGAAUAAAGCAGACAUCUGAAGAAGUGUCUCGCCCCAAAACGUCACCUAUUCCUUUUCUCCAGAGAUGCUGUCUGACCCACUGAGUUACUACGGCAUUCUCUGUCUAUUAACGCAGAUUCUGGUCUUCAAUUAUGUCAACCUAAUUCAUAGCCCCCCCUUUAAGUUGCAGGUAGAGUUUUAACGAAGAUUACCUUGGGCUUGUGGAUUUCAAAGGCAAAAGUUAGGGUAAAAAUGAUUCAGGAUGGGAAAGGUGCUGCUGGAGUAACUCAGCGGGUCAGGCAGCAUCUGUGGAGAACAUGGAUAGGUGACGUUUUGGUUCAGGAUGCCUCUUCAGUCCUAUCCAUGUUCACCGCAGAUACUGCCUCACCCACUGAGUUACUCCAGCAUUUUGUGUAUUUUUUUAAGGAAUAGAGAUGUUUUUGCCCAGAGAUGUUCCUUUCAGUUAAGGUUAGGAGACACUAAGAUCGACCUCAAUGCUCCUGCACUGGAUGUUGGGGAAAGUUCACCGUGAUUUCUAGUGCCCAAUCAUACGUUCAUAAGUGAUAGGAGUAGAAUUAUGCCAUUCGGCCCAUCAAGUCUACUCCGCCAUUCAAUUAUGGCUGAUCUAUCUGUCCCUCCUAACCCCAUUCUCUUGCCUUCUCCCCUUAACCUCUGACACCCGAACUAAUCAAGAUUCUAUCUAUCUCUGCCUUAGAAAUAUCCACUGACCUGGCCUCCACAGCCGUCUGUGGCAAUUAAAUCCAUAGAUUCACCACCCUCUGACUGAAGAAAUUCCUCCUCAUCUUCUUCCUAAAGGAAUGUCCUUUAAUUCUGAACUAUGACCUGUGGUCCCUGACUCUCCCACUAGUGAAAACAUCCUCUCCACAUCCACUCUAUCCAAGCCUUUCACUCUUCGGUAAGUUUCAAUGAGUGUCCCCUCAUCCUUCUAAACUCCAGCGAGUACAGGCCCAGUGCCGUCAAACGCUCAUCGUAUGUUAACCCACUCAUUGCUGGGAUCAUUCUCGUAAAUUUAAAUGAUCAUUGCCACAAAGACUCCCCAUCCAAGUGGACAUUGGGAUCUAGGCAUUUAGCGUCCAGCCUGUGACAAAGAGAUGGUGGCAAGCUUGGACCAUGUGCUUAGAUGGAGUAGGGAUCACAGUUGGCUUGGGUGGUGCAACGGGCAGAGUGCCUCUCAGCGCCAGAAACCCGGGUCCCCAUCCUGACCUCGGGUGCUAUCUGUGUGGAGUUUGCACGUUCUCCCUUUGUGACCGUGUGGGUUUCCUCCUGGUUCUCCCGGUUUCGUCCCAAAGAUGUGUGGGUUUGUCGGUUAAUUCCCCUCAGGUAUGCGGGGAGAAGAGAAAGUGGGCCAACAUAGAACUAGUGUGAACGGGUGAUCGAUGGUUAGCAUGGACCCGGUGGGCUGAAGGCUCUGUUUCCAUGCUGCAUCGUUCAAUCUAUUCAAUAAUUGAUGCAGGCAUGAGAUUACACCUCAACAAAGUAGAACAGCUUGGGAGGGGACUGGGGGAGUAAAAUGUGGUUUGAAAGUUGUCACUUUAUGUGAGGGGGAGGUAUUGGACUGCAUUGAACAUCAGACAAGAAGCAGUAGGGCAAAUUUCACUGAAUUAUGUUUGAAACAUGGUGAGUUAAAACAGCAUGUUGGAUUGUAAGUUUUUUUUUUUUUAAUGCAUCUAUUUGUCUUUAUUCCACUGCCUGACUGCAAAGAAGCCUUUUACUGAAUACAUUCCAAAGAGAUCAAGUUUUUUUGAAUCUCAGUGAAUCUGUAUAGAGGUGAGAUAAUUUCCUUACUUUAUAUUUGUGUGUGUGUGUGUGGUGUUUGUGCGUAUGUGAGCGAGAGAGAGAAUGAGAGAGAGUGAGAGAUAUUGUUUAAAAAGGGAGAACUUGCCUUAAAUAUAUAAAUCAAUGGCCUUUUAUUGACUUGCAUUUGUUCUCUUACUGCUUGUGACUUGAACUUUUGUUUUGGAGAAAAACACUGAAAAUAAACGAGAAAAUAAUGUAUUUUAAAA